Molecule: messenger RNA, 276 nt
Organism: Chiloscyllium plagiosum (whitespotted bambooshark)
Lineage: Eukaryota; Metazoa; Chordata; Chondrichthyes; Orectolobiformes; Hemiscylliidae
Source: RefSeq, a predicted model, not a curated record
CCUCUACGUCAGCGCGCCGGCCUGAUUGCCUAUAAAAGCGGCGGCCGCGCUGUCGGCUCCCUCUUUACGGCGCGGAGUCCGGUCGGGAGUUACAGAUACUGUAAAAACAAGCCUUACCCCAAGUCCCGCUUCUGUCGGGGUGUCCCAGAUCCCAAGAUCCGGAUUUUCGAUCUGGGUCGCAAGAAAGCGAAGGUGGAUGAGUUCCCACUGUGUGGCCACAUGGUGUCUGAUGAAUAUGAGCAGCUGUCUUCUGAAGGUACGUUUUUCCCUGUACCC